Molecule: messenger RNA, 2123 nt
Organism: Leptopilina heterotoma
Lineage: Eukaryota; Metazoa; Arthropoda; Insecta; Hymenoptera; Figitidae
Product: very long-chain specific acyl-CoA dehydrogenase, mitochondrial-like
Exons: 3
Coding region: 100-1968 (622 amino acids)
Molecular function (GO): acyl-CoA dehydrogenase activity; flavin adenine dinucleotide binding
Source: RefSeq, a predicted model, not a curated record
UAUUAUUGUAGCAAAAAGGACAGAAAACCAAAAACAAUUGUGUUAAAAUUAUGGAGUGUUGAGAGUUUUAAUUAUUAAUUUCUAAUAAAGUGUAUAAAAAUGUUAACUAGAAGAGUUGCAUUGUUACAACAAUGUUCACGCUUAAAGGCAAUUUAUUUGCGACAAUCGACAAAAGCAAAACUUGAUGAAACAGAAUUGGCCUUUCCGGAGAGGAUACGAUUUCCAAUUGCAAAAGCAAAACUUCCAAAGAUUAAACCUAUGUUAAAAGAACUUUUCAUUGGAAAAUUUAAUGCCGAUUUAUUGACUUAUCCCGAGCCCCAGACAGAUCAGCGUGCAAACGAAUUUAACGAGUGGUUGAAGACAGUCGAGGAUUAUGUUAAAACAAUUGACGGCGAACAGGUGUACAAUAGCCCCUCAUUUUCCACCGAAAUACGUGAUAAAUUCAAAGAAUUGGGAAUUUAUGGCGGUCGAAUACCAUUCGAUUACGAUGGUCUCGAUUUAUUAGAUUCAGAAUAUCUUCGACUCAUUGAAGUUCUUUCAACAGUGCCAAAAGUUGGUAUCAAUUUUCUUGAAUGCAACAAUUUUCCAGUGGAAUUAUUAAAACAAGAAGCAACAGUAGAACAGAAAAAUAAUUACCUUAGGAAAAUUGCACUAGGUGAAUAUUAUCCAGUAAUUUGCGCUAACGAAUCUUCCGAUCGUAUCGAUCCCGAUAGUCUUAGUGCCACCGCUUAUUUGUCCCACGAUGAAAAAACAUGGAUUUUAAAGGGACAAAAACGAUUCAUUCAACAGGACAAUAAUGCAAAUCUUUUUAUUGUUUAUGCACUUGCACGUAUUGGUGGCGAUGCACGUCGUUCACCAGAGACACUUUCAGCAUUUUUGGUCGAGAAAUCAGUUCCAGGAGUUGGUGAAUUAAUACCAAUAAAAUCGCCCUGGCUGGGUACGGAGAAUAUGUUUUCUGUUAAUUUCAAUGAGACAGUUAUACCAUAUGGGAAUUUAAUUGGCGAAAUCGGUGGUGGAGUGAAAUCGUUGGAGAAUUAUUUCACUACAAAUUUGCAUUUCUCAACGGGCGUUUAUAUUAGUUGUUUAAGGAGUUUUCUAGAUUCGUUAAUUAAACAUGUGAUAAAGUACAAUAUGCACGAACGUGAGAGUGUGAAAAAAAUUGUUGCAAAUAUAACAUUAUCGCUGUAUGCAAUGGAAAGUAUUGCGUAUUUAACAACAUCAUUUGCAGAUUUGUACAAUGAUCAGGAUUUAAUUGUCGAGCAAGCCGUGGCAAAGGAAUUUUGCAGCACAGAAUGCAUUGCAAGAUUAGCCGAAGGUUUACAAAUCUUAGACUCUCAUCUCUGUGCAAAUACAUUUCCAUUCGAACAGGUGAUGAGAAAUCAAAUGUUCGCCAUUCAAGGAAAUAAUGAUUUAAAAACCUAUAUUGGAUUAUUGGGCAUUCAGCAUGCGGGAGUUGUGUUGGGCGAUGAAGUGAAACAUAUGCGUAAUCCCUUCGAAUAUCCUGCGACAUUAAUGAGAAAAGUCUUUCAAAUGGAAGAAUCAUUUCCAAAACUUCAAUUGCAGGGGAAUCUUCAUCCUUCGUUUCAACCACAUAUUCACUUUCUCGAGGAAUCAAUUGGCAGAAUGAUGAAGGCAAUUAAGGUAACUUUAAUCAAUUAUGGUGCAGAAGCGGUAACAAAGGAAAUUGAUAUGCAUCAAGUAAGUGAAAUUGCAUCAUUAAUUUAUGCAAUUACCGCCUGCUUUGGACGUGCAUCGAGAUCAUAUUGCAUUGGUCUUGAAAGUUCAGAAUACGAAAUGCAAACAUCAAUCGCAUUUGCUUAUAAAUCCUAUUAUAGAAUUAAAAAACUUUACGAGCAACUUCUGGAUGGCGAAGCUAAAAAUGGUAAUCUAUUCUAUACAGCAGUUGCAAAUCGUUCCUACGAAUUGAAAAAGUAUAUCUUACAGAAUCCUCUGACAAAAAAUUGGUAAAUUACUUUUUAAAAAAUUUUUUUUUUUUUUGUAAAUUUUCAAAAUAUUUUGAAAUUGUGAAAAUAAGGCAAAUUGCAUUUUAAAACAAUGAAUGUAAAUAGUAUAUUAAUUAUGUAGCAUUUAAGAAAUUUCACGUAAUAAAUAUGAAAAAAUGA